AUGUAUGAUCUGUUAGAUGAGGCUGUGUUCAGGCAGUACACUUUGUUCCACUGUCAGUCUCUUGGUGGACACCUGGCCUCAGUACACAGCUGGCUGGAGUCUAUAUUUCUGCUGCUCCAAGACUUUGGAAUGCGCUUCCACAAUUCAUCCGGGACUCCAAAUCUGUUGCCAUCUUCAUCCACCACCUCAAGGCUCCUUAACAAGAGUUCUCUCACUGUGACCAUGUUGACCGUUCUGCUUCUCAGUGCUGUCUUUGCUCUGGGUGAUGCGGGCGAUGGGGGUAAGCGCAAGUGUCCAAAAAGAUGGUUUGAGUUUCAGUCACAAUGCUUCCUGAUUGACAUAACUGCGAGGACCUGGCGUGAAGCAGAGCACAACUGUGUGUCUCUGGGCCGGAAUCUAGAGUCUGAGCAUGAUUCCGACAGCUACUCUGGACACUUGGCAUCGGUGCACAACCCUGAGGAAUUCCAGUUCCUGCAGGCACUAACACAGAUUGUGAGCCUCCCGCUCUGGAUUGGAGGUUCAGCCCAGGAUGGACGAUGGUCCUGGAGUGACGGCUCCAAAUUCAACUACAAGAACUGGGCCAAAGGAAAGCCGGAGAACUUUGAUCCUGCCAGAAGGCCAUGUAUCCAGAUGAACUAUGGAGAGAAACACCGGUGGAAUGAUGCAACGUGUGGAAUGAAGUUUCCCUCCCUGUGUUCUCUAAGGACAGAGUAGAUCUGGCAGAAUCAGACGUCGGUGUCUCUGAACAGAUUAGAGAUAAUCAAAAGCAUGAAUGUUUUUGAGAAUGCUCCUGAUCUGACUAAUAAAACAAGUGCACACA
This is a messenger RNA of Esox lucius (northern pike), 820 nucleotides long. RefSeq names its product ladderlectin-like. NCBI's taxonomy places the organism in Eukaryota, Metazoa, Chordata, Actinopteri, Esociformes, Esocidae. The record is from RefSeq and is a predicted model, not a curated record. The transcript has 9 exons. Gene Ontology annotation, molecular function: signaling receptor activity. The coding region runs from base 1 to 714 and encodes 237 amino acids.